AUGGAAAACCCCUACGAACAGGUUCACCAGAACAUCCUAUCACGGAUCAUCAACAAUGUGGAGCGUCUGAACGAGAGUGUUGUGACGCUCAACCAGGAGCUGCAGCAUAUAAAUGCGCGUAACAGCAACCUGGAGAUAAUGGGCCAGAUGUGCGAGAACUACCACAAGAGCGUGCAGUUCAACAUGAGCGCCACGGGUCACAAGCAGUCACCGCUGUAA
This is a messenger RNA of Lachancea thermotolerans CBS 6340, 219 nucleotides long. RefSeq names its product Dad4p (gene DAD4). Gene Ontology annotation, biological process: attachment of spindle microtubules to kinetochore. NCBI's taxonomy places the organism in Eukaryota, Fungi, Ascomycota, Saccharomycetes, Saccharomycetales, Saccharomycetaceae. The coding region runs from base 1 to 219 and encodes 72 amino acids. Gene Ontology annotation, cellular component: mitotic spindle; DASH complex. The record is from RefSeq and is a predicted model, not a curated record. The transcript has a single exon.